AUGAAGAAAAAGAAGAGUACAAAAAAGAAGAGUUCCUCCAAAAGUGAACAAUCCCUGAAGUCAGUCACUGAAGACAAGGUAGAUGCAAGAAGUGCUGAUCCAAGUACUCUAAUAUCAGGGGUGCCUUCUACGUCUGCUGGUAGUGGCAAGAAAAGACAAAAGAAAGGACAGAAACUACGUUCAAGCAGAUCUGUAAAGGCUUUGGAGAAGCUAGAGUUUCAGACUGAAAAGCUAAAAUUAGAUGAUAUCUACUAUGAUAGUCUUAUCAAUCAUAUGCAUCAGUGGCUGCAAGAGAAGUCCAUGGUUGCUAAGGAAAUGUUUAAAUGUAUGGAUAGUCAAGGUGAAGGUGUUGUGUCUUAUGAUGAAUUUAAGGCUGGGAUGUUACAUCUCGAUGCACCCGUUAAUAAAGUGGAGCUUCACCUUCUGUGCAAACUCCUGGACAGAGACAGCAUUGGAGAAAUCAACUACACAGAACUACAGCAAGGUCUGGAGUAUCUAAGGGAAGCCAGAGAGGUGGACAGGCAGAGAUUGAGAGAUGGACGUCUGCUUCUAGCUACCGAGCGCAAGUUUCCAUCUUGUCCCUGCUGCAAGAUGAGCAUUGUGGAGCCUUGGAAGGAGACACUGCCAAAAUACCUUCUGGUAGAAUUAAGAUCAAUCACAUUUGACAAGUUCCGCAACUACCCUGGACAUCUGCAGCUGUUGGUGCACUCGCAUUUGUCAGUUCUUGGACUCAUCCAGCUGAUAACGGCAGAGACAGAGAUCAGUUCCAGCAAGCUUGCCAUCUUUCGAGACAAGUCCUGGGGAGUGGAGUCGUUACUCCAGCCAAGCUUGACCCUGGAAGAAUGUGGCUUCUUAGGAGAGAGCAGAGAUAGUCCUGAAGAAGUCACAUUGUUUUAUGAUUAUUCUGUAGAGUUCAGAGACUGUCCAGUCCUUUUGUGUGACCAUUAUUUCGGACAGAAAAACAAUAACUAA
This is a messenger RNA of Candidula unifasciata, 972 nucleotides long. The record is from the annotation of a GenBank genome assembly. NCBI's taxonomy places the organism in Eukaryota, Metazoa, Mollusca, Gastropoda, Stylommatophora, Geomitridae.